This is a messenger RNA of Purpureocillium lilacinum, 4713 nucleotides long. RefSeq lists its product as uncharacterized. Lineage: Eukaryota; Fungi; Ascomycota; Sordariomycetes; Hypocreales; Ophiocordycipitaceae. Gene Ontology annotation, molecular function: ATP binding; ATP hydrolysis activity; magnesium ion binding. The record is from RefSeq and is a predicted model, not a curated record. Gene Ontology annotation, biological process: phospholipid translocation; endocytic recycling; post-Golgi vesicle-mediated transport. Gene Ontology annotation, cellular component: plasma membrane.
AUGGCGCCCGGCCGUGACGGUCGCGACCGCGACACCAGCGCCGACCGCAAUGCCCCCCACGACGACGACGACAUCACGGCCCUGAACGAGCGAUAUCCCUACGUCCGCCCGACGCCCCCCCGACGGGCCAGCUCGUCGCCCUCCGUCACCGCACUCGCCUCGGCCCGCAGGAGGUCGCUGGCUGGCGACCACGGCGGCUCCAGGAGGGGACAUGACGGCCACGAGCUGCAGACGAUACCCUCGACGGUGCCAAUGGCCGACCCGAAGCAGCAGGGCGCCGCUGUCGUGUCCGAAGAUGCGGCUGCAGGCACGGAAAAGAGCGCCGGCGGAGACGUGAAGCCGGUAGCGUCGCAUGGGACGGCCGCGUCGCGACUCUGCUUUUGGCGACCUGGCGCGAACAAGAGGCGGCUCAAGAGGGUCACUCGAAAGGAGCGCGCAAUGCAGCAGCUGGCCCUCCUCUACCAACGAUUCAUCGUCGAGGGCCUCUUGCGUCGCAAACCGCUCCCGCCGACGGCAGAUGGCCGCCAUAUCCCCCUGUGCCCCUCGCGCGACGUGGGCCCCGGGGGCCUCAUCGACGAGCGCAGCGGCAAGUCCUAUAUCAGCAACUUUAUCCGGUCAAGCAGAUACACUGUCUACGACUUUAUCCCCAAGCAGCUCGUCUUCCAGUUCAGCAAGAUUGGCAACUUUUACUUUCUCAUCAUGGCUAUUCUGCAGAUGAUCCCGGGGCUGAGCACAGUCGGACGCUGGACCACCGCUGUGCCCCUGGGCAUCUUCGUGGCCUUCAGCAUGGGCAAGGAAGGCUACGACGACUACAGGCGGUACCAGCUCGACAAGGUUGAGAACCGAAGCAAGGUGUCGGUUCUGGAAGCCGGCGUCCGGAGCCGUGACGACUCAAAGCGGGCUGGCAAAUCGCAAAAAGGUCCCGAUGAUAUCGAGGAGACGGCCUUGCGGGAUCUCGAGGGCGGCGGUAGGCCUAGCAUGGGCACUGCCAAUUGGGUCACGGUGCAAUGGCAAAAUGUGCGUGUCGGCGACGUGCUGCGGCUGCGACGAGACCAGGCUGCCCCCGCCGACAUGGUUCUCCUGCAUGCCACUGGACCCAACGGCGUGGCAUAUAUCGAGACUAUGGCUCUCGACGGUGAGACCAACCUCAAAAGCAAGCAGACCUGCCCUCUGCUGGUCGAGCGGUGUGCCACUUUAGAAGGCAUUACGUCUGCACAGGCUACCAUUGUCUCUGAGGACCCCAACCUUGACCUCUACAACUACGAAGGGAGGGUGGUGGUCGAUGGUGAGACGCUGCCUCUGUCCCUCAACAACGUCAUCUUCCGCGGGUCGACCCUCCGAAACACAUCCGAAGCCAUUGGCCUAGUCGUCAACUCGGGAGAGGAGUGCAAGAUUCGCAUGAACGCCAACAAGAACGUCCGCGCCAAGAAGCCCGCCAUGCAGACCAUCAUUAACAAGAUGGUACUGUUCCAGAUCCUCGUCGUCCUGGCACUGGCCGGUGGGCUGACAGGCGGAUACUACAUCUGGGAGCCCAGUGUCCACGCUUCGUCAUUCAUCCCCAGCUCCCCUGUUUACAACGGCCACGUCUCGUUCAAAGAAAUUCUUGUCGGCUUCAUUCUCAUGUUCAACACCUUGAUUCCUGUCUCGUUGUACAUCAGCAUGGAAAUCAUCAAGAUAGGACAGUUCCUUCUCAUGCGGGAUGUUGACAUGUACGAUCCCGUCACCGACACGCCUAUGGUGGCCAACACAACCACCAUUUUGGAGAACCUGGGGCAGGUCAGCUACGUUUUCUCGGACAAGACGGGAACCAUGACGCAAAACCUGAUGCGCUUCCGCAAGCUCAGCGUCGCCGGUGUCGCGUGCCUGCACGACAUGGACGUCCAAAGGGACGAGGCCGCGAGGCAUGGCAAAGGCAAAGGCAAGGAUAUGCCAGCUUCUUCGGCGCCUAUGAAGGCGUUGAGGGAAGAUGAUGACGAAGAAGACGAUGACAUGAGCAUCAAGGCGAAGCCGUACCCGGUUCGGCAGGGCUCGCUGAGCUCCAUGCCGCUCUGGAAAUCCUCGGUCCGCCCUGAUGAGGCACCCGAGAUGAAGACGGAGGAGCUGCUCGACUACAUCCAGCGCAGGCCAAACACGACAUUCUCACGCAAGGCCAAGCAGUUCCUGCUGUGCAUCGCCCUUUGCCACACCUGCUUGCCUGAGAUCAAGGACGACGGGGAGCUGGCCUUCCAGGCUGCCUCCCCCGACGAGCUUGCUCUGGUCGAGGCCGCGCGCGAUCUGGGCUUUUUGCUGAUCGAUCGACCCGCCCAGUCAAUCAAGCUCCAGAUGCGGGACGUGGACGGAUCGCUGCAUGUCGAGACGUACCAGGUUCUGGACGUGGUGGAGUUUAGCAGCAAGCGGAAGCGAAUGUCCAUCGUCAUCAGGAUGCCGGACGGGCGCAUUUGCGUGUUCUGCAAAGGUGCUGAUAACGUCAUAAUGUCGCGCCUUAAGCUGAGCCACCUGGCGGAGCAAAAGGCUAAGGAUAUCAGUCGUAGAGCCAGCUUGCGGAAAACCUUUGAGCAGGACAAGGCGCUGCGGCGAAUGAGCGAGCAGGGUGGCAGCGCCAAGGGGACGCCUCGGACGAGCUUCGCCAUGAGGCGGGCCGACUCGAGCGACGUGAGGGAAGGGGGGCUGAGGCUGAGCCUCGGUAGACGUUCGACGGAUCUUGCCCGGCUCGCGCAGACGGACGGGGUCGCAUCAUGGCUCAACCGGCGUCGAACGGAAGAGCUGCCCUCCCCUCGGGCGUCGACCGACCUGCGCACGCGGUCGUUUGACCACGGCUCUUGGGUCGACGAGUCCCUGGCCGGCAACGAAGCCGCCGUGUUUGAGCGGUGCUUCCAGCACGUCGACGACUUUGCGUCCGAGGGCCUGCGCACGCUUCUCUACGCGUACCGCUACGUCGACGAGGACUCGUACGCCAGCUGGAAGGAACUGUACCACGAGGCGCAGACGAGUCUCGUGGACCGCCAAAGGCUCAUCGAAGAGGCCGGCGAGGUGAUUGAGCAAAAGUUUGACCUCGCCGGGGCGACGGCCAUUGAGGACAAGCUGCAGGAGGGAGUCCCGGAGACGAUUGACAAGCUGCGCCGAGCCAAUAUCAAGAUCUGGAUGAUUACGGGAGACAAGCGCGAGACGGCCAUCAACAUCGGCCAUUCGGCAAGGCUGUGCAAGCCCUUUUCCGAGCUCUAUAUCCUCGAUGUCACCGAGGGCGACCUGCAGGAGUCGAUGACGGCCAUCCUCAACGAUGUGUGCCGAGGCAUGGUACCGCACUCGGUGCUCGUCGUGGAUGGCCAGACGCUCGCCGCAGUGGAUGCCGAUAACGAGUCGUUGCUUCUGUUCAAUGACCUCGUGGUGCGCGUGGACUCGGUCAUCUGCUGCCGAGCGUCACCGUCGCAAAAGGCCGAUCUGAUCAAGUCGAUCCGCCGCCAUGUCCCGGACAGUAUGACGCUGGCGAUUGGCGACGGUGCCAACGACAUUGGCAUGAUCCAGGCGUCACACGUGGGCAUCGGCAUAUCGGGGCGCGAGGGCCUGCAGGCGUCUCGCAUCGCCGACUAUUCAAUCGCGCAGUUCCGCUUUCUGCAGAAGCUGCUCUUUGUCCACGGCCGCUGGAACUACCUGCGCACUGGCAAGUACGUCUUGGCCACGUUCUGGAAGGAAAUUGUCUUCUUCUUCGUGCAGGCGCACUUUCAGCGGUACACGGGGUACACGGGCACGUCGCUGUUUGAGUCGUGGAGCUUGACCGUCUUUAAUAGCGCCUUUACGUCGCUCCCCGUCAUCCUGCUGGGCAUCUUCGACCGCGACCUCGCGCCCGAGACGCUGCUGGCGGUGCCGGAGCUGUACACCUUUGGCCAGCGCAACCAGGGCUUCAACUUUGCGCAGUACUUUGGCUGGAUGAUUAUGGCCACUGCGGAGAGCCUCAUCAUCUUCUUUACCAUGUACGGGGUGUAUGCCCAGUCUCUGUUCACCAACGACACCGGUCUGUUUGCCAUGGGCAUGAUUUGCUUUACCGUGGCCGUCAUCUUUAUCAACAUCAAGCUCUUGGUGCUCGAGGUGCACAGCAAGACGGCCAUUAUAUUCGGUGGGCUCUUCAUCUCCAUCGGAGGUUGGUUCCUGUGGAACAUUAUCCUCUCAGCCGGGUAUAAACGCCAGGUGGGCCCGUACAUUGUCCGCGACUCUUUCUUGCGCAACUUUGGGCGGGAGCUGCAGUGGUGGGUGACGAUGCUGCUGGGCCUGACGGUGCUGGUGGCGCUCGAGCUGGUGGUGCAGGGCGUGCGACGGGUUUACUGGCCCACGGACCAAGACCUGAUGCAGCGCAUCGAGCGGGACAAGGGCGUGAGGCGCGUCAUGAAGAUGUAUGCCGGCGACGGCGCCGACGAUGACCACGACGAUGAAAGUGACGCCAGCGACGAAGAGUACGGCGCGCACGGGGACAUUGAGAUGCGCGAGGGCAUGGGCAGGAAGGGCCGCGGGCUGCACGACGGCGUGGACGAGGCGAGGGCCAAGUCGGUGAGCCCGAACCCAGGCCAGCAACGGCGGGAAAGCUACGACCAGCAGCAGCACGCGGCGGCGCCUCGCAGGCACGUCAGGGUCAGCGUGGACGAAUACCGGCCGCCGAAGUGGUCGCCCCCGGCGGAGGAGCGCGAGAAUCCGUUUGACAGCACGCCGGGGCGGGCGCUGUGA